Gigantopelta aegis is the source of this 1475-nucleotide messenger RNA. RefSeq names its product nuclease EXOG, mitochondrial-like. Lineage: Eukaryota; Metazoa; Mollusca; Gastropoda; Neomphalida; Peltospiridae. Gene Ontology annotation, biological process: apoptotic DNA fragmentation. Gene Ontology annotation, cellular component: nucleus; mitochondrial inner membrane. The record is from RefSeq and is a predicted model, not a curated record. The transcript has 5 exons. Bases 250 to 1326 code for a protein of 358 amino acids. Gene Ontology annotation, molecular function: single-stranded DNA endonuclease activity; nucleic acid binding; metal ion binding.
UACGAUAUAGUUUUUCAAACAGCGCUUAAAAUUCAUACGUCGACGUUUGUUUUAUAAGUUUUGUGAUAUAAUUAGUACAUCUACGUGUAUAUUAUACAAAGGACACAAGGACUGACUAAUAUUCAAAAGUAAUUUUUGUUUGUAGUGAUGCCAAAGAAGGAGUAAAAAAGUAAACCAAAAAUCCCGUUGUGAUAACAAAUUAUCUCCCUUGAACAACUUGGGAAGUUCUAGUAGUCAAGUGAAAGUAGGAUGACUUUUGUAAGAGGAUUUGUAUCUGGCGCUGUUGCCUCUGUGACGUGUUACGCAGUUUAUACUUUCGUUUUUAUAUCUAAAGACGAAGACAUCCCUGAUUAUUCACGAAUCCGGAUGAAAGAAAGUGUUCCAUAUUUAGAAGAUGUAAGACUACUAGAAAAACCCCGUGGGAUUUUAAAAUAUGGAAUUCCAGAGUAUGGGCCAAGGCUUAUUUACUAUAAUGACCAUGUUUUGGCAUAUGAUCGUUUGAAGAAGACACCUGUCUGGGUUGCAGAACAUAUUACACCCAGAAAUCUGAAUGGUGAUGCCAACAGAAAAAAGUCUAAAUUUAAGCCGGAUCCCGACAUCCCAGCACAGUUUUCAGCGAGAAAUGAAGAUUACUUCAAAAGUGGCUGGUCCCGAGGUCACAUGGCACCAGCUGGAAAUUACAAGAAUGAUCAGAAAUCUAUGGAUGAAACGUUUUUUCUCACCAACAUUGUUCCUCAAGAUUACAAAAAUAAUGCUGGCUUCUGGAACCGAUUUGAAAUAUACUGUCGCGAUUUGGCAAAGAUAUUUAAUGAUGUCAGAGUGUUCACGGGCCCCCUGGUGCUCCCAGACUUCAAGGAAGAUGGGCGGCUCUAUGUUACAUACCCGGUGAUAGGACAAAGUCAAGUCUCUGUACCAACACAUCUUUAUAAAGUGAUUGUUGCAGAAACCUCUAACACGAAUCAGACACUGAUUGGAGCGUUUGUAGUACCCAACAAGCCAAUAGGGUAUGACUACGAUCUUAAAGACUUUCAGGUCAAACUCGAAGAUCUUGAGAUAAAAUCUGGAAUUACAUUUCUUCCGAAAUUGGACCAAACGGCAAAACGUGCAGAUCUGUGUAAAAUUGAGAAGUGUCAGCUGAUGACUGCCAAACAGUUUGAGCUGUAUGUUUUUGGGCGUCGGUUACAAGGUGUUAAGAAUAUUAAUCAACUGCACAAGAUAUGGAAGGAAUUAGAGGAGAAAAAUCUAAAACCUGAUGAAUUCUUGGUUAAAUUGUACAAGAGAAAAAGGACAGAGCUCGAGAAAAAAAAUAAAAAAAAUGAACUGUAGGAACAAUUUUAAGGUGCUCUUAUUAACUUUCAAGAUUUAUAUGUCAGUUGACAACUAAGUCUGUUUAGGUAGAACUUAUCAUUUGGUUGCUUCAAAUUGGGAGAAAAAAAAAUGUUUGUGCAAUUUUUUAAACUAUGUUGUUACAUGUA